Molecule: messenger RNA, 2885 nt
Organism: Ictalurus punctatus (channel catfish)
Lineage: Eukaryota; Metazoa; Chordata; Actinopteri; Siluriformes; Ictaluridae
Gene: kcnk1a
Product: potassium channel, subfamily K, member 1a
Exons: 3
Coding region: 354-1358 (334 amino acids)
Biological process (GO): potassium ion transmembrane transport; stabilization of membrane potential
Cellular component (GO): membrane
Molecular function (GO): potassium ion leak channel activity
Source: RefSeq, a predicted model, not a curated record
CAUCGCCAGAAGGCGGAGACCUGUACCUUAGUAAUGCGGGUUUAGUGUGUAAAACGACUCGUUACUAAUCGUAUACAGUAAACGCCGGCGCUGUGAUUGAGCAGCAGACAGAGACGCGCCCUGCCUGUCCUAUGGGCUGAACCUGAGCGAGGUGACGCGUGGAAGGAAGCGACGCCAUGCGCUCAGUCCACUCGACACUGCUCACAUCACCUUAGCGUCACAUCACAUUAGCCCAAAAAGAAUCUGGUCAACGCGGCGGUAAAGACAAUAGUGUGUUUUAGGUUGAUAUAGCGGUGCUUUCGGUACCUUAAGCAGCGUUACCUGUCUUUGUAUCAUCACUCCGGUGACAGAAAAUGCUCGAGUGUCUUUGUGGGAACUGGUGCUCGCGUCUGGUCGAAGGAAACAAAUCGACGUGGUAUUUUCUCCUCUUGCUCCUUGCUUAUGUGUUAUAUCUAGUUUUUGGGGCUGUCGUUUUCUCUCUGGUGGAAUUGCCGUAUGAAGACUUGCUUCGACAAGAGCUUAGUACUGCGAAACAGCAGUUUCUGCGGGAGAAUGAAUGCAUAUCCGAGGAGAAACUGGAGGCAUUUUUGGCCAGAGCGCUGGAGGCGAGUAAUUACGGUGUGUCCGUGUUAAAGAACAACUCAACCAACUGGAAUUGGGAUUUCACCUCGGCGCUAUUUUUCGCAAGCACAGUGCUCUCCACGACAGGGUAUGGCCACACUGUGCCCCUGUCAGAUGAGGGAAAGGCCUUUUGCAUCUUCUACUCUGUGGUUGGGAUCCCCUUCACUCUCCUGUUCCUGACCGCAGUGGUGCAGAGGGUCAUGGUGUUCAGCACUCGACGGCCUGUGGCCUUCAUACAUCGCCGCUGGGGUCUGUCCAAGUCUCUGGUGACAGGUGUGCAUGCGUUUGUGUUAGCCGUCAUCAUGGUCUCCUGCUUCUUCCUCAUCCCUGCUGUAAUCUUCUCUGUGAUGGAGGAGGACUGGAACUUCCUGGAGUCUUUCUACUUCUGCUUCAUCUCACUCAGCACCAUUGGCUUGGGUGACUAUGUGCCAGGAGAGGGCUACAACCAGAAGUUCAGGCAUCUCUAUAAAGUGGGAAUUACUAUCUAUCUGUUACUGGGUCUAAUCGCCAUGCUGGUGGUUCUGGAGACAUUGUGUGAGCUUCAGCAGUUGAAGAAACUAAGGAAGAUAUUCUAUGUCAAGAAAGAGAAAUCAGAAGACCAGCUUACAAUCAUGGAACAUGAUCAUCUCUCUUUCACAUCUAUGUCUGAUCAAGGAGGCCCAGUCAGAGACUAUAAGACAGACCUUUCCCCUGACGUAUCCCCAAUAUCUGCAUGUGAUACUCCUGUCGUUAGGUAAGGUCCUAAGAAAUAGUCAGAUUUAGAUAGUCAGUGAUCAAAUGCUUCUGAAUUAGAUUAGUGGUACUUGAAUUAAUGGUUGGAUUACAUGCCAACUUUUAUAAAAUGGACAUAUGAUUGUAGUUGUCAUCGUAUUGCCAGCUUGUCAUUGUGUAAUAAUAAAUUAUUAGAAGGGAAAUAAAUCCUGUAAAAUCUUGGCGUUGUUAGUAGGCUUUAAUCUGUCCUUAACUUUUAGGUACUAAAUAUCUAUAGGGACAUGUAGAGUAUCAAAUACUAAGUUAAAGGAUUUAAAAGGGAUGGAAAUUUGGAGAUGUACCUAGGCUAUUGAUUGUCAUUAAUAAGAAAUCAAUGACAUUGAUUAUUCUAUGAAUGUGUACUGAUAGAGGUACUUCAUGAAGCACUUUUUCCCCCUCUGUGUCUAUACAUGUUCACAGUGCCACAACUUUAAUUGAGCUGUAAUUAUGCAUAUAAAGCCCUUGUCAAAGGUUUGGGCACUCAGUCAAAGGUUUGGCAAAGGUUGUCAAAGGUUUGGGACUCAGAGAGGUUUUCUUCAUUUGUAUUAUUUUUCACAUUUAAUAAGAAGUCACCAAAAUUAUGAAAUAACGUAUGAACAUAUACAGUGACCAUUAAGUGUUAAACAAAUUAAACUGUACAAUAUUUUAGAUUCUUUGUAGUCUUGCUACACAACUUUACACACUCCACAUUCCCUCAGUCUUCCCUUAACAUUCCCACAUGCUGAGGACUUCUUGGCUGCUUUUUCUAAAUGUUCUAAAUGAAAACUUUGGGUUUUUAAUUUUUCUUUUGGUAAGUGAAUUCAUCCAUAGCCAAAUCACUGAUUUAAGAUUAAUUAUAUUUUAAGAAAUGUAAUUCUUUUUCUUGCAUAAGCCUAUGGAUAAGAUGUGUUUAAGAUCAUAGAAAAACUAGCAUUUAUUUAGGUGUGUUCAAACAUUUGACUGCUACUGUACUAUUACUGUGUCAUUAAGGUAGUUCAUUAAUAUCCUGAGUAUACACAGGUAGCUUCUUACUGACAUCAGGCAAUGUAGGCACAUCUGUAAAAUAUAAGCACAUCUGGAAAAGCAGAAAAGACAAGUCAGAUAUGUAGGUCAUGUACAAUUUGUGUUAAGUGAAACUGGUUUGGUUCUCAUGCUGUAUUAGUUGAUUAGUCGUACUGUAUCAGCGGUAGUAUGUACUGUAGUUAUUCACAUGAGGGCACUGUUUUGCAUUAUAUUAGAAGUAUAAUGAAGGACUGUUUUCAGGUUUACAGACUGUGUGAAAUUGUGAUGAAUGAAAACUCUAGCUUGAAGCUAUAAUUCCCAUGAUUGGGAUAAAACACAAAACUUUUUUGCAAUUUGUCUGUAUAAUGUUUGUCACAAUACUGACAGCUUAUAUGUUACAGUUCCUGAAAGUGUAGGCUUUAAGACAGUGUAUUGAAGAAUCACUGCUAGUAAAUUCAUAUGUGUAUGGUGGUAUGAUCAAUUUGUGUUUGUAAAUGCUCAACCUCAUGAAUAAAAUGUGUUGAAAUUUAAAA